UAUCUUCUACUGCUAUGCUUAUUUAUAUUAGAUGUUAGCUAGGCCUUCAGGAAUAUCUCAAAUUCUCCAAAGGCCAAGAUGAGCCAAGUUUCCAUGUUUAGUAGUGGCCAAGAAUUUGCAAAUUUGUUGGUGAGCUCAGAUCUACUUCAUCAUUCUUGGUUUACAAUCUCUGACCUUAGGAAUCAUCCUUAUUUGAAUAAUCCAAUUUUGGUUAAAGUUUACCCAUAUCAUUCAAAUGGUGCUAUUGUUGCUUUUGUAUCCUCUCCUACUUGUACUCUUCAGAAAGAAAUGGUCUCUUCAGAAGAUCUGGAAGGUUCUCAAUCUCCUUUUCAGUUCAUUUCUACCAAACGCAACCCUCAUUUCUCAGUUAACAAAGCAGCUAUAACCCUUUUUGCUUCAUUACUGAAUGAGCUCUCUGCCCUCAAAGAACAGUUGGGCAAUGUCAGUCCUCUAAUAAUCACUGGAGUUUCUUUGGGAGGUUCUGUGGCAUCUCUUUUCACUCUCUGGCUACUUAAGGACAAUAAUAAGCGUCCUACUUGCAUCACUUUUGGUUCACCUCUUCUUGGUGAUAGUGGCCUGCAACGAGCCAUAUCAGAACGUCCAUCAUGGAAUUCAAGCUUCUUGCACGUAGUCUCGAACCAUGAUCCAAUCCCAAGAUCUUUAAUUUCACCUACUAAUGUCUUUGCUGGUUCUAUUCCUCAAUCUUGUAUUUACAAUCCAUUCGGUAUGUUUCUGCUGUGCUCAGAUUCAGACUGCUCCUGUUUUGAGGAACCUGAAUCAGUUUUGGAUAUUAUGAUGGAAAUGAACUUAAAUAGCCAACACCAGGACAGUCGUUUCUUGGCUUUCGACUAUGAGCAGGUUUUGGAACGCCUCAAGGAUAGAGUAAUCUUUAAGGGAGCUUCUCAGCUGUUUCACUCUAGCGUGGAUCAACUUCAAGCAGGUAUUGAUCUACAGCUAGAAGCAAUCGGAAUUGGUGGACAGCAGACAAGUAACAUGAACCCUCUAAGGACUAAAGUGAAGAAAAGAGUGGAAGAAUCUUUUGCAAAGAAGAGGAAUGCCUUUGAUCCUGGCAAGAAGCUAAACAAAAUGAAAGAAUCUAUGGCAUGGCUAGAGUGGUACAAGAAAGUAACACUGAAAGAAGGAGGCUACUAUGAUAGUUUUAAACGCAGUGAGAAUCGAGGCAGGGAUGCUGUCAAAAGCAGACAAGAAAUUGUCAAGCACCAAAGAGUCCUCACUAAGUACUGGAAAACAAUUGUUGAAGAAGUAGAGAAUAUGCCACAAAGAGAGGAGACAACUUUUCGUACUCGUUGGCUGUAUGCAGGGACAAACUAUAGAAGGAUGGUCGAGCCACUCGACAUAGCUGAAUACUAUAUGAAAUCAGGGAACACAGACUAUGUAAAUCUUGGUAGAUCUGAGCACUAUAAAAAGUUGGAGGAAUGGAGGAAAGAAGACAACCCACCUGGAAGUGGUAACGAUAGAAGGAAGUCCGUUAGCCUCACCGAAGAUUCUUGCUUUUGGGCAUAUGUGGAGGAAGCUAUUAUAAAUUCCAAAAGACUGAGAGAAGGCAUUCUAGAAGAGAAGGAAAAUGCAACGGAGCAUUUGGUUAAUUUUGGGGAAAAUGUAAUGAAAAUGAUAUGGAGCUAUUCAGUAUCCUCUGAGAUUUUCCAGCCUCAGAGUAGCUUCAUGAAGUGGUGGAAAGAUUAUAGGCAAGAUAUUCUAAGUUGUUUGAGUAAUUUGCCUUUGGCCUUUUACAUGGAAAAUGGAAAUUAUCAAGAGUUAUGCUUAGAAUGGUAAUUAGUGUUAACUACUCCAGUCUCCACCAGCGGCUCAUGUAGUGGUCGGCCUUAUAAAAAUCGCUAAGCCUGGCUUCCCUCUCCCCUUUACUUACUAAGUGGAAAAUAGUCGUCGGCAUUCUAUAAGCGACUCUACGCCAGUUGCAUAACUUAAUAAGAUUGGUAUGUGAAAAUGUAUUGUAUUACCAUUUACCAAAUAGGUCUGUGCACACUCCCUGUAACAUUCUUGUUUAGUUAAUGAAGUUUUAUCUUUAGUACCCAAAAAAAGAAGAAAAUUUUAUGGAUUUUACUU
Solanum verrucosum is the source of this 2085-nucleotide messenger RNA. Its product is annotated as senescence-associated carboxylesterase 101-like. The transcript is spliced from 4 exons. The coding region runs from base 79 to 1794 and encodes 571 amino acids. Gene Ontology annotation, biological process: lipid metabolic process; defense response. Gene Ontology annotation, molecular function: carboxylic ester hydrolase activity. The record is from RefSeq and is a predicted model, not a curated record. NCBI's taxonomy places the organism in Eukaryota, Viridiplantae, Streptophyta, Magnoliopsida, Solanales, Solanaceae.